Messenger RNA from Hyaloperonospora brassicae, 5331 nucleotides. NCBI's taxonomy places the organism in Eukaryota, Oomycota, Peronosporomycetes, Peronosporales, Peronosporaceae. The record is from the annotation of a GenBank genome assembly.
AUGGACUGGGACCCCAUGGCUACCGACACAGAUGGCUAUAUCUGUCCACCGUGCCCAGUGUUCUAUCCCACAGCGAUGGAGUUUGAACACCCGCUGAAAUAUAUUUCCAGUAUUCGCCAUAUUGGGAUGCAAGCUGGCAUUUGCAAGAUUGUGCCGCCGAAAGGUUGGCGACCGCCGUUUGCCAUCAAUGAAAAGACCUUUCGCUUUCGGACACGCGUGCAGCAGCUGAAUUGCAUUGAAGGGCAUUCACGUGCAGAAGGCCAGUUUGUAGAAGCCCUGCGACUCUUUUUGUACCAACGAGGGGAACCCAUGAAGGAACUGCCGCGUGCUGACGGGCAGUUGGUCAACCUGCAUCUACUGUAUAAGACGGUGAUUUCGCUUGGAGGGUUCAAUGCGGUGUGUGCAAGUGAUAGGUGGGAUCAGGUGGUGCGUCGAGUCGGUCGCACAAAAGCGUCAAGCGAGCCUUCUGCAGAGCUGUGCUGCACGUACAAAACGUAUUACAAGACGCUGUUGCUCUGCUAUGAGAAGGAACAGGAAGCUAAGGAAAAGGGUGGCAAUAGCGGUGGCGCACUGGAAAAUAAAGUGAAGGUCAAGGUUGAAGGGCUAGCGGCAACGCCUUCCGGAACAAACAUGUCUGACGACACAAAAGUGACACCAUUAUCUAAGCCUCGAAGUCUUAGCGGAACGAAAUGUUCUACAUCCGCAAAUGGCCACGAAAGUGAGACACGAGAUGACGAUGAUAUGCUUGUGAAGCGUACGCUAUUUCUGGAGGGAGAACACACAAGCAGCGAAGAGAGUGACAGCCACCCAGCCACGUCGCCAAAGCCUGAAAAUGAGCAACUAGAACACGGGCGACAGACUCUGCACCGAGACCUUGGGCCCGAAUCGUUGAAGCCGUCGAGUACGCGCAACGUGAGACUUGGUCCUCCGGAAAUUCGUGUCGGGCAAAAGUUCUUCCGGUUCUUUCCCGAUUCAGGAGCCGUGUUGACUGAGGUCAAGCGUGUCUUUGGCGGGAAGAAGCCGCACGUUGCUGUGCGUUACUUGGACAGUGACUCAAACGACGAUAUUGAAAUGUCUAGUAUGGAAAUUCUGAUCGCUAAUGGCUGGGACGCACGUGCUGCGGAGCUUGCGUACAAUAGUGAUAUCUGUCAGGUUUGUUUGCGUGGCGAUUGCUGGAACCGAAUGCUGCUUUGCGACGGCUGUAACAGUGGACAGCAUCUCUUCUGUCUGGAGAACCCGUUGCCUGCGGUGCCCACCGGUGACUGGUAUUGCAAGGAAUGCGUACGAGAUGCAACGGAUCCGAAUAAACGCAAGGCGAACGCCAAGUUUGGUUUUGACAUGGGAGCAGAGAUUAGUAUGAUAGACUACAAGGAACGUGCCGACGUUUGGAAACGAAAGUACUUCUCGUUGCCGUCUGAUGUCGAUCCGGACGAAGCGAUUAGCCCCCGAGAAUUAGAAGCUGAGUACUGGAAAUUGCUCAGCGUUCCUGUUCACGAACAGCGACUUGAGGUGCAGUAUGGCAGCGAUGUUGACACAGGUUCUACCGGCGGCGGCUUUCCUCGUAUGGAUUUGUACAUGAAGAACUUCCGCACUGUGUCAAAGCGCUGGAAGAAUCUAACGACCCAGGCAAAGAGUGACUACGCUCGUCAACUCAGUGAGUUUUUUUCCCACGGGUUGCGUGAAGGUCUAUCAACAAAAGCUGGAGGAAAUAAUCAGAACGCUGACGCUGCUCAGUCGCUCGAGGAUUUACUGCAUCGAUACGCGCAGGACGACUGGAACCUGAACAACAUGCCCAAAUUGCCCGGGUCAGUGCUUCAGCACUUGGACGAGGACAUAAAAGGUGUCAUGGUUCCGUGGUUGUAUGCAGGAAUGUGCUUCUCCACUUUUUGUUGGCACGUGGAGGACCAUAAUUUCUACAGCACUAGCUAUUUGCACUGCGGCGCACCAAAGACAUGGUACGGUAUCCCGUGCGCGAGCGCUGAGCAUUUCGAACGCACCAUGAAGAAACUCACACCGGAGCUUUUCGGUAGUCAGCCAGAUCUGCAUAUGCAGCUGGUCACGAUGUUUUCGCCUAAAGCGUUGCGAGAACACGGCGUACCUGUAUAUCGCGCGACGCACCGCCCGAAUGAGUUCAUUGUCACUUUUCCGUCGGCGUACCAUGCUGGUUUCAACACUGGUUUCAAUUGUGCUGAAGCGGUGAAUUUUGCAACUGUGGACUGGUUGCCGUGGGGUGCAAAGUCGUUGCGAAAGUAUCGGGAGUUUCGCAAGCUGCCUGUGUUUUGCCAUGAAGCACUGGUAUGUACUCUGGCUGAAAGCGUUGUAGACGGCAGCAGCUUUGAGUUUGAAAACACCGAGUCGUUUUUGCUUCCAGCGGUAGAGCAGUUGCUGCAGAAUUAUCUCGAGUUUCAGCGGCGAGUGGAUGAAUCGGAUAGCGCGAUGUAUGUGGCGAAGCGAAAGCUCAUUGCCGAUUUUGAAAAGCAGGAGUAUCGAGGGGCUGGCGUGACUAGUACUGAAGUUUCGGCAUCUUCAAUGAGACGUGGAAUGGCAGCUCGAGCAUGUAACCGACCUUCAAAGAUGGGAGGGGCUGUUUUGGCGCGGGGCAAGCGAGGUUCUAAAAUGAGGAUGGAAAGCCCCGAGACAUCCAUGCGCUCUACUAGGAUGGUGCUGUGGGCGGGUCGUUCGGGUAAGAACGAGGGUCUUCGGUGCGUAACUUGCAAACAGUACUGCUAUCUCCAAGCUGUCGUGUGCACGAGGUGCCGCGCGCCGCACGGAAGUAGUAGCGGUGCCGUUAUAGGUUGUUUGGAGCACUACCCUACAAUGUGCAAAUGCCGGGAUCCAGGGAAUUUUGUGUAUUUGUAUCGCUACGAGGCUACUCGUCUCGAAGACAUGGUGGACAACUUGCGAAGACGACUAAACAGCGUCCGAGCAUGGAACAGAGCGUGUGACGCCGUGAUGCAGUAUCGCAAACGAUUGGCUGACAGUUCAUUUGCAGCUGAGGUAACAUUGUCCGACCUAAAGCGAUUGCUCUCGUGUGGCAAGUCUUGCGGUGGUGCAGAUUGCAAACGAUUGGAUGCAUUGGAACGUGCGAUUGCGUGCGUUGAGCACUGGGACGCGCAAGCUGUACAGUUGCUUAUGGCCCUCGAUCCGCAAAAGCAGGUGCACUUGAGUCUUGACGAGUUUGAGUCAUUGUUGACGGAUGCGAAGAAGUUGCUUGUUGAGCCCGCCACAGUUGCAAAGAUUCGAGACAUCGUGAACGAGUGGCGCACGAUUCGAACCGACGCUGCGAUGAUGCUCAAAUCGAUAAACGAUAUAUUUCGCGACGAGGUUGCGAAGAAAAUUCGGCCAAGAGCUUCGUCCACAGACGUUGCAUCGAUUGUUCGGCUGAUGGGCGCCCCUAACGUGUUGCUUCACGGCAAUGUGCACUUUGGUCAGCUUUGCACGGCUAUCGCCGAUGUGAGCGGCUGCUUGCGUGCAAAGAAAGAAAACGAUGCAGCCGGGAGCUUGUGCAGCCAGCUUUCCAGCGCUCAGCAAUACUUGGAAGUGCUUUGCAAGGUGAACGUACUCUCUGCCAGCAUUGUCGAGAGGGCCCAAGGGAGUGACGCUAUGGGGGCACCGACGCAAGCACAAGUUGAACGAGUGUUGGAUGAGGUGAAGGAAUUGCGGUUAGCAAGCCCGUAUGGGAUAGCGAAUGCCGAGGCGUUGCGGAAGCUUAUUGCAUCUACUCACGUUGAGGCAGCAGAGGUAGACGGAGCACUAAGUGACCGCUCGAAAAGCACGGAAGAGCUGGAGGUGCUGCUCCGACGGGCGACCGCGUUACCCAUUCCGCCACAUAAUGCAGAGGCACUCCAAGAGCGACUUGAGAAAUGCCGGGGAUGGGAGAGCCGCGCUAAACAAGUGAUGGCGGUCGUCUCUGGCGCCUCCUCUUCCCACGGUCAUAAGUCAAUGAUGGAGCGCCCUUCCGUUGACGAGGUUGAGGAACUGUUCGCGCAAGCUGAUGCUCAUUUUGUGCCGAGUUCAUCUCUACUGCGGCGACAGCUGCACUCGCGUUUGCAAGACUGCCGUCGCUGGUACGACGCUGUUCACGCGCUGUUCCUGCGUCCGUCGAACAGUCACCUGUCUUUGGCUCAGUUCUUGCAGACUGCGCUGAAAAUGGUACAGCAGCAGCUCGCGCAUAGUCCGGACCAGGCUUUGCAUUUGCAUUCGCAGCUGUAUUGCGUCUGCAAGCAGAUCCUCAGCGAGCGAGCUCAAGUCGUGACUUGCCAACGCUGUCAGCGCUACUACCAUCCUCAGUGCGUGCCGGACUUGGUGCCUCGGCAUCCGAAAGAGGCCUUCGUUUGCGGGACGUGUCGUCCUUCUCAGCGAAAACGUCAUGGCCCGAGGGAUACCGAGUCGCCCCAGAUCUUCUGCGUGUGCCGCGGCGUCGAUCAAGCUCCGAUGAUCUGCUGUGACUUUUGUGACGAAUGGUACCACGCAGCAUGCGUAGACCUCAUGCCGCAGGAGCUCGACCACAUCGAUGCAUUCCGCUGUCCUCGCUGCUCGCGUCGACAGAACCUCUACUACCUCGAUAAGAAGCUGCUGCGUCGCGAGUGUCUGGGCAGACGACCAGCACUCGCUAGGGUCGAGAGCUUUUUGGUGCAGAUGCAGACCCAAUUGGUGGCGUGUCCUCCAGGAGCACAUGAACUCAUAGCUUAUGUGCAGGCUGUGAAGGGCGUGGAGCGCGAAGUCAGCAUCUUUGCCCACAAGUUUGCGCUGCGAGAGUUUUCACCCAGUGCGUUUGCCACGCCCAACUACGUGCAGAGUCAAGAAGCUGGAGUCAUUCAGCUCAUGGAGCGCGUGACGGGCCUGGAAGUUGGGCUGGAGACGGCGCAGACUCAGUUAGGCGCUGUGCACUGGUGCUUGCGGGCGUGUGAACUCGUGUUGGGUCCGAACAAUCGCGCUCCGCGGUACGCACACUUGGCUGCGUUAUUGCAAGACGUGAAGAGCCAGGAGCCUGGUUUCACAUUUCCCCGUGAAGAGUAUCGGUUGAUGCAGCUGACCAUUGCAGAACGAGUGAGUAAGGUUGCGCAGUGGCUACGUGCGACAAAGGCGCUAGAGAUUGAAGAGUGGAAUAUCGAGAAGGCCCGUCGGCUCGAACGCGAUGCUGCUGAGCUGGGCGCUUACCUGGAACUGCCAGCGACGGAACUGCAGUUUGUCCAUGAGAUUGCAGCUCGCCAGGCGAUAAAAGUUGUUGCGUGUGCAGAGGAAGAUGAGGAAGAAGAAGAGGAGGAGGCGGUGUAUGAAGAAGAACUAGAAAGCCCAAGUGCUAUGGCGUGGAAGAAGCAGCGACGUUAG